Cladophialophora bantiana CBS 173.52 is the source of this 972-nucleotide messenger RNA. RefSeq lists its product as uncharacterized. The record is from RefSeq and is a predicted model, not a curated record. Bases 1 to 972 code for a protein of 323 amino acids. NCBI's taxonomy places the organism in Eukaryota, Fungi, Ascomycota, Eurotiomycetes, Chaetothyriales, Herpotrichiellaceae. Gene Ontology annotation, molecular function: FAD binding. The transcript is spliced from 2 exons.
AUGCGUGUCAUCAUCAUCGGGGCAGGUUUCGGUGGUCUCUGCCUGGCCAACGGCUUGCAGCAGAAGAAAGCUACUAGAGCAAUCGUGUAUUGGGGUAAAUCCUUCACCCACUAUGAGCAUCUCGACGGCGGACGGGUUCGUGCACGCUUUGCGGACUCGACGAGCGUGGAGAGAGACAUCCUCAUCGGCGCAGAUACCAGCAAAUCCAAGGUCCGCGAACAACGGCUGUCGGACCUGAAACAAGAAGAGCUCGGCAUCGUUGUUAUAUGCGGGCGGUACCAGUUGGACAAGGUCCGCACGGAAAACUUGCCGGCACUCCUGACGGACGGCUCGCUGAAUAAUACUAUCGUUCCGUAUGGGAAGGUUUGGUUGUUCAUAGCCCCAUUCCCGUCUUCAGAAGGGGAGCGUGGCCCGGUCGACAACUACACGUUGUGGGCAUACGUGGUCCCCAAGCCUGAGACUCCCAUAGAUGCCAAAGCACUAUCACCUUCACAGCUGCGUGACAUCGCCCUCGCCGGUAUUCAGAAUUGGGCUGAAUCGCUCGUGACCGUGGUCAGGGAAGCAGACUUCGCCACAGUCGCCCCGAUCGUCUUGCGCUCGAUGCCCCGUCUGACUCCGUGGAAGACAAACAAUACUAGUAUAUUACUACUACUUCUUGGCGACGCAACCUACAACAUGACGCCCAUGGCGGGAGUCGGCGCCAACAUCGCGUUUCGUGAUGCUCACGUCUUGACCGAUCUUCUCAUUGAUGCACACCGCGGCAACACCAGCAUCUUGGAUGUUAUUGCAACGUACGAGGAUAAGAUGAGGCACUAUGCAAAUGGGGCAGUGGCACUCUCGCGGCAGAUUGCAGAGGGCGCGAGUUCGAGCCAGAUAUUGCAGAGAUUGAUGUUCCAUGGUGUGCUGCGGCUGGCGGAGGCAAGUUCCACGGUGAUGAAAGCAACGAUUGGCAGAGGAGUUUCUGGAGACUGA